CUCUCCCAUUUUUCUUCAUGUUUCUCAACGAAACUCGCUUCUGUACGAGCAGAAGAAACCGUGUUUUUCACUCUAUAAUUGAUGGAGUAGUUCUUUGUCUUUUGCGAUGCUGAUUGGAGUUAGUUCAAUGGAGUUUGGAUUUCUUGGUGUUUUAUCGGCUGUUUUCUCUUUUCUGCGGCUUGGUCUGAGUUUGCAUGUCAUUUCUGCCGAAGAGCGGUGUGAUUAACGGCCGAUUAAUUUCAUCUUUUUUUCUGAAGAUUGUUGAAGUUUUUCCUGCCGUACACAGAAUAAAAUCAGAUGGGGGACUGCGAAUCAAUUAUACCAACCUCUGAAGGAGAGCAGCAUGUCAUAGCUGCAUUUCAGCACCUAGCCAAGUUAUUAAGAACAAGCCAGAACGUGAAUGAUGAAUUGAAAAGGCUCCUUACCGAUCUUGAUUCUCAUUUGACUUCCAUGACUCUGUAUACUCAUUUAGAGGAUGGGAAGUUGAAUGAGCUAGAAUCGAGAUUCAAAUCUGCUGAGGAGAAGAUUAGGAGAUGGGAAUCUAACGAAUCCAUGAUAUGGGAUUCUGGACCCAAGGAAGCUUGUGAAUAUAUGAAGGCUGUUGAUGAAAUUCAUAAAGUUCAGGAAGGUCUAAUAAGUCUGCCAGUAAAUGACGGUAGGAAGCAAAAGGAUCUUCUUUGCCAAGCUGAGUCUGUCAUACAGUUCGCAAUGGCAAGGCUAGAGCAGGAACUAGUCCAUAUUCUUGCUCAACACAAACUAUAUUUUGAGCCCAACUGUGUUCCCUUCCAGUCUGGUGGGUAUGAUGUUGUCUAUAACGAGUCCUUUGCUUCAGUUGAGGACAGUUUGGAGGAGGAAACUUCCCAGAGAGAGAGUAUUCCUGCUGUAUGUAUAGUAAACAUGGUCCAUCCACACGUGAUCCCUCAUCUUAAAUCCAUCGCAAAUGCUAUGUUUACUUCAAAUUAUAUUCAGGAAUUCUCCCUGGCUUUUGUUAGAAUGCGGAAAGAUGCGUUGGAUGAGUAUUUGCUCAUUCUCGAAAUGGAGAGGCAUAGCAUCGGUGAUUUGCAGACCAUGGAAUGGGAUGUCUUAAACGUGAAAAUCAAGAAAUGGAUUUGGCUGAUUAAAGUUGUUAUUCGAGUCUACCUUGCUAGUGAACAAAGACUUUGUAACAAUAUAUUUGAAGGCUUUGGAUCUUAUAGUGCAACCUGUUUUGCUGAAAUUUCAGCAACUUCUAUGCUCUGCCUAUUGAAUUUUGGCGAGGCCAUAGCUAUGACAACUCGUCGACCGGAAAAGCUGUUUCGCUUGCUUGACAUGUACGAGGUACUGGAAAAUCUUCUUGGGGAUAUAGGUGCAUUAUUUUCAGAAGACACAGAAAUGGGUUCUUUUCUCAAAGCUGAGUUCCAUAAUCUUUUCAUGAAAUUAAGUGAUUCUGCAAGGGCCACGUUUGUAGAUUUUGGAAGUCUCAUUGCACGUUCCAUAUCAACAAGCCCUUUUCCGGGUGGUGGUGUUCAUCAUCUCACUAAGUAUGUUAUGAACUACAUUAGGACCCUCACUGUCUACAGAGACUCGCUUGUUUUCCUUCUCCGAGAUGAAGCAGCAGAUGGCUUAGGUCCAGCUUCUGAGCUGCUGAACGAAAUCAAUAGUAUGCCUUGCCCAUUGGCUUUCCACCUUCAGUCGAUCACUUCACAGUUAAUAUCCAAUCUGAACAACAAAUCCAAGUUGUACAAUGAUGAUGCUCUACGACAUAUUUUUUUAAUGAAUAACAUUCAUUAUAUGGUUCAAAAGGUUAAAGGCUCUGAACUCAGAGCCUUUUUUGGAGGUGAGUGGAUACGAGAACAUAACAGAAUGUUACAGAUCCACGCCAACAUCUAUAUGAGAGUCACCUGGCAGUCGGUUAUUUCUCUGCUCAAGCUUGAUGGUGAUGGAACCAACACUCCGAAGGCAGUUUUUAAAGAAAAGUAUAGGGCCUUCAAUGUAGCUUUUGAGGAGAUAUAUAAGAACCAAACUGGAUGGAAUGUCUCAGAUCCUGAACUACGUGAUGACUUGCACAUUCUAACAUCAAAUUGUGUAAUUCAAGCAUAUAGAUUCCUCUGCAACUUAAAGUCUCAAUUUAACUGUGAAAAGUACAUCAAAUACACCAUCGAUGAUCUGAGCAAGCAUAUACUGGAUCUCUUUCAAGGCUCACCGCGUUCGUUGCAAAGUUCACGCCGGAGAUGAAAGCUUCUGCUGGUAAUGGUUUUAGAAUUCAUUUGCCCCUUUCCACGUUCAUAUCUUCAUUUUCUGGCUGUCUUUUUAGGCACUUCUUAUUUAUAUUGUUUGAUAGUUGUCAUUCAUGCUUAAGACUCUAGCCAAAUAUUCGGAGUACCUACAGUACCUAUUGUAUUCGUUUAUACUGAAUCCUAAUUUCGUAUAUGAAAGGUCACAAAUAUUGAUUAUCAUCAGCAGUUUUGUGGGAGAAACCGCCGACCAUAAUACUUUUUCUUUUUCUGUU
Messenger RNA from Cucurbita pepo subsp. pepo (vegetable marrow), 2488 nucleotides. It is a transcript of the gene EXO70E2, whose product is annotated as exocyst subunit exo70 family protein E2. Gene Ontology annotation, biological process: exocytosis. Gene Ontology annotation, cellular component: exocyst. Gene Ontology annotation, molecular function: phosphatidylinositol-4,5-bisphosphate binding. Lineage: Eukaryota; Viridiplantae; Streptophyta; Magnoliopsida; Cucurbitales; Cucurbitaceae. The record is from RefSeq and is a predicted model, not a curated record.